Cannabis sativa is the source of this 531-nucleotide messenger RNA. RefSeq names its product RING-H2 finger protein ATL52-like. The record is from RefSeq and is a predicted model, not a curated record. Gene Ontology annotation, molecular function: transferase activity. The transcript has a single exon. Bases 1 to 531 code for a protein of 176 amino acids. NCBI's taxonomy places the organism in Eukaryota, Viridiplantae, Streptophyta, Magnoliopsida, Rosales, Cannabaceae. Gene Ontology annotation, biological process: protein ubiquitination.
AUGGCUACUCCCUUCCUUUACCAGCCACCUCCUCCUCCUCCUCCUCCCACGCCCACCAAAUCGAAUUUACCCAUGUUAUACUACGGCCUAAUCGUCAUCGGAACCGCCGCCAUCGUUCUAGCUCUUUACAACAUCGUAGUCAUCAGACUCUGCUCCGAUAGCCGGCGGAGCCAGCUGUCAGUACCGAGGCCGAACUCCUCGUCGGUAAUUGAGGUCAGUACGAGGUCGUCCGGGGCAGGGUUUGAGAGCAGUCAGUUACCGUCUAGCUUCAAGUACAAAAAGGCGGCGGCGGCGGCGGCGGAAGCCGAAGCCGAUCAUUCGGAAUGUCCAGUUUGUUUAUCGGGUUUUGAAGAAGGAGAAGAGAUUCGGAAACUGCCGAGAUGCAAACACUCUUUCCACGCGCCUUGUAUUGACAUGUGGUUACACUCUCACUCAGACUGUCCGCUGUGUCGGACGCCGGUGACUGUAACAGGCAACGAAAGGUGUUAUCGAAUUCUGAUAAGUCCAACCGACGAGAUUUCUAGACAAUAG